Fomitiporia mediterranea MF3/22 is the source of this 1449-nucleotide messenger RNA. RefSeq names its product MFS general substrate transporter. Gene Ontology annotation, molecular function: transmembrane transporter activity. Lineage: Eukaryota; Fungi; Basidiomycota; Agaricomycetes; Hymenochaetales; Hymenochaetaceae. Gene Ontology annotation, cellular component: fungal-type vacuole membrane. The record is from RefSeq and is a predicted model, not a curated record. The coding region runs from base 1 to 1302 and encodes 433 amino acids. Gene Ontology annotation, biological process: transmembrane transport. The transcript is spliced from 14 exons.
AUGAACGGUGCGAAGUCGGAUGAUCCAAUCCAAAGCGCUGAAGAGAACAGGGUAGAAACCAAAGAGGAUGGUACUGGAAUUGUGCAGGUACUCUCUGCGGUAAAUGAGGUCCCAGAUGGAGGAAAAGAAGCUUGGCUGGUAGCAGUCGGAGCAUUCUUUUUGGCGCUUUGUACAUUUGGAUAUUUCUAUUCGUGGGGAGCCUACCAAGCCUACUAUGAGACUGUCCUCUUGCCUCACAACACACCUUCGCAAAUUGCUUGGAUAGGAUCUCUCCAGUACUCCUUGGUUUUUCUCCCGGGAAUUCCUGCUGGUCGCCUUUUCGACCUUGGAUACUUCAAGCAAACAUUAGUAUGCGCGUUGGUGUUAAUGAUAAUUGCCGAUUUCUUGACUGCAGAAUGCACGAAGUAUUGGCAAUUUAUCCUGUGCCAGGGUCUUCUACUCGGAGCGGCAUCCGGAUUCAUAUUUAUAGAAUGCAUUACUGUUAUCUCCCAUUGGUUCAGUAGCCGCAAGCCUCUCGCUUUUGCAGCAGUUUCCUUCGGCGGCUCUUUGGGAGGUAUCAUCUAUCCUAUAAUGAUACGCACCAUGCUCCUCGAAGUAGGAUUUAAAUGGACUGUACGAACAAUAGCGUUCAUAAAUGUCGCUGCCUCUAUAUUUGCAGUGUUUACAAUGAACAGUCAUCUUCCCGCUGUGACUUCGCUUCCGAAGCUCUUGGACUUUCAUACGCUUGCGUCACCCGGUUAUGUUCUAUAUGUUGCCUCAACAUUCCUCGCUUUCUUGGGGUUAUAUACUCCUCUUACAUUUCUCACCGUGAGCGCCGAAGCUAUUGGCAUGAAUGCAAACCUUGCAUUCUACUCCGUCUCGCUUGCCAACACCGCCUCUGCCGUUGGCCGCUUAAUAAGUGGAGCAGUUGCAGUCCGCUAUGGCUCCAUGAAUGUAAUAAUAAUAUGUACAGCAAUGGCCGCUGUCUGUACAUAUGUCUGGCCCUUCUUAUCGACGGAUGGUGCAUUCAUCACUGUGACAGUUUUGUAUGGGAUUACAUCAGGGGCUUUCAUCUGCCUCGUUGCUGCACCUGUCGCAUACUUUGGCGCGAUUAAUGAUGUUGGUCGGCGAACAGGCUUGCAGAUGACUAUCAUGGCUAUUGGUGCUCUUAUAGGGCCGCCCAUUUCUGGAGCGAUAAAAGAACAUCACAGCAGCUUCCACGAAGUCGGUAUUUUCGCAGGAACUGUCAUUCUCACGUCCAUCUUUCUUAUGCUAUCAAGCAAAUUCUACAUUUCACAUAGUAUAAUAAGUGGGAAAUUUUGACUUCUCCACUGAACACGUCAAGGUUGAAGUAAUGAUAUCACAAAUGUUCUUUCUAACCUAAAUCAAGCUAUGCUGAGCUUGCUUACUGGUUUGGUACAUUUGUUGAGCUAUAUAACUGACCAAGACCUAGGUAUUGUUCAUAAGGAC